AUGGGCAACAGCUGUGCUAGGGUUGCUGGAGACGUUGAAAAGGGAGACGCCGAUGAGGGAGGGGCUGGCCUUGUUGGCAGUGGCACCCUGGGCACAUGUGUCAACGGAGAAGGCGCUGCCUCAGGCAUCUUCUCGGGUGGCUUAGGCACUGUUUCGGGUUGCAGGGGCGCUGCCCCUGGUUGCUUAAGCUACUUCUCAGGUCUCUUGGGCGUUAUCCCAGGUCGCUCGAGCAUCAUCUCGGGUCGCUCAGGCCCCAUCUUGGGUCGCUCAGGCGCUAUCUCAGGUAGUUGGGGUGCUAUCUCAGGUCGCUUGGAUGUCGUUUUUAGUGGCUCGGGCGCCGUCUCAAGUGGUUUGGGCGCCAUCUCGGGUAGUUGGGGCGCCAUCUCGAGUGGCUCGAGUGCCGUCUCGAGUUGCUUGGGCGUUACCUCAGGUUUCUUGGGUGCUGCCUCAAGUCACUUGAGUGUCAUCUUGGGUUGCUUGGGCGACGUGUCGUCCCCUUCUCCCUAG
Messenger RNA from Ilex paraguariensis (yerba mate), 507 nucleotides. Lineage: Eukaryota; Viridiplantae; Streptophyta; Magnoliopsida; Aquifoliales; Aquifoliaceae. The record is from the annotation of a GenBank genome assembly.